CAGAUGGUUGCUAUACGGAGGAGACAAGAGAAAUGCAAGGUUGAAGCCAAGUCUAGAAGUACUGGAGUGACGCGAGAUUGACGCCGUCGGAAGAAACGAAGUCACUGGCACCUAUGUGUGUGUGCGUCACGAGGUUCUUCUCAGCGUUCCGGUUGGCGUAGCGGCAACGGUCGCUGGCUGCUGGCAGGCAGCCCAUGACAAGACCGCUGGCUGCACGUGUCCCACUGCGGCUUACUCUAUGACUCCGGCUUCCGCCGCCGAGUGGCGCAACCAGGAUACGGAGGAAGUCCUCUCGCUUCGUCGCCGUGGUCAGCCCGUCUCGUGCCGUCGAUUGUCACAAACUGCUCAGUGGCCCGCGCGUUGCUAGUCGUACAUAGUUCCCGCGACCGCUCAGGCGACCAUGAGGAAUGGAAAGAAGAUCGCGCUUCAGGCACUGGCACUUUGGAGACAAAUUUUGAUGGUCCUCAUUCCUCUCAUUCUACUUCCGCUGCUCUUCUUCGAAGAUGCUCAGAAAGCUCGCUGUGCUUAUGUCGUCAGCAUCGUGGGCCUCUAUUGGAUUGUGGAGCCCAUACCUUUGGGAGCCACGUCACUCAUCCCCAUUGUGCUGUACCCGAUGCUCGGUGUUCUUACCACAGAAAGGACCUGCCAACUUUACAUGAACGACAUAAACCUCAUGUUCCUGGGCACCCUGGUUAUGGCCGUCGCCAUUGAACAUUCGCACUUGCAUCAAAGGAUUGCCCUCAAGACGUUGUGUCUGCUAGGCACCGGCAUCAAGAUGCUGGCUUUCGGCUUGAUGUUCAUCUCCAUGUUCCUCUCGAUCUGGAUCAACAACGUGGCCAUCACCGCCAUGAUGAUGCCCGUCGUAAACUCGCUAGCGCACGAGCUGCUUCAAGAGCGGCGUAGGAGCCUUUCACGGGGAAACAUCGACGUCGAAGGAAUAGCCGAAUUGAGAGAACGCGUUGCGAAAGCUGCGGCUGCUGCUGCCAGCAACGGGAGCACCAAGCUCCUCCCACACAAGGAUGGGGAUAAAGAGGAGCCCGAUGUGGUUGUACCGAUGAAGGUGCGCAACCGGCAUUCUCUCCUGGACAAGACGACCGAGCACCGAAUCCGCGCGCUCCUCUACCUCAGCGUUUUGUACGGCGCCAACACGGGCACCAUAGCAACCAUCACGAGCGGCGCUUCGAACAUUGUGUUCAAGUUUGUUAUCGAGGACUUGUACGGAGAUCGGGCACCUGUGGACUAUGCGCUGUGGAUGUUUUUUGCCCUGCCAACCGCACUCAUCGGAACUGGCCUCAUUUUUCUCGCCGUGGUACCCGCUUUCUUCCGAUGCAAGAGGCAAGCUUUUUUUAUUUUUCCGUUAAAUUUCUGCAAGAAUGUUUACUCCCGGCUCUCCCGUUUCAGCCCAGACCUGGGAAAAGAAAGCCGUAACCACACCAUGGCCGCCAUUCGUCGGAAUUACGCUGCGUUGGGGCCCGUCAAGUUUCACGAGGUCGCCGUUCUACUGCUUUGUAUUCUUCUGGUGUUCCUCUGGCUCUUCCGGGACCCUAUGUUCGCCAGGGGAUGGGCUACUUAUUUUGGCACCAUAAAGCCCAAGGACGCCACAGCAGUUACCAUCCCGGUGAUCCUCUUGUUCAUGAUUCCAUCGAAACCAUGGGAAGGUGCCAGAAGUCCUUCAUUGCUGUCUUGGGAAAUGGUGCAAGCCAAGCUGCCGUGGAGCGUCAUUUUACUGAUUGGCAGCGGGUUCGCCAUCGCCGAAGGCAUGAGGGUUUCUGGGCUGUCGGAACUCUUGGGCCAAAAACUCGCCACUUUGGGCCACAUGCCUCCGGUGCCACUCAUGAUCUGCCUUAGCAUCGUCUCUUCUUUUAUGUCUGAACUGGUCAGCAACUCGGCAACGUGUACCGUUCUCCUGCCAGUUUUUGAUGAAUUGGCGAAGGAUCUGCAUGUGAACCCGCUGCUGUUCCUGAUUCCGGCGACCAUUGCUAGCAACUACGCUUUCUUACUGCCCGUGGGAACGCCGGCGAACGCCAUGGUGUACGAGCAGGGUCGGCUGACCCUGAUGGAAAUGGUGCUACCCGGAUUCCUGGCUAAAACCAUCACCAUGGCGGUCACGGUUCUACUGACAUGCGUGCUUGGAGACCCGAUCUUUGGCAUGUUCCAAGAAGCUGAGUGGGCGUCGCAUGCCAUUGUGGGCAACUACAGCACCGUUAUCCCAGACCUAAGCUAGCCGUGUCGUAGAACCUUAAACGCGGACGCGUAAUACGUGAAAAAUGAAAGCCAUUAAACGGGUCCUGUACAAUCAUUUUGACUGAAAGCCAAGCACAAGACAAUGCAACACAACCAAAUACCGCAGUGCGUUACCUGGUGUCCCACUCUGUUACUUUGUCUCGUGUUUGCGCUUUAGUUACAACACUGCAUUACUACCAAAACACUGCAUUUAUACUCUCAGGGCUUUGUAUAUUUUUUCAUACCCAAUAAGCCACCUCCUCCCAUCAGUGGUGGGACGAUUCCACUUGUCAGCUCAUAAUUGUUGGAUAUGGCCUUGAAUAGCAGAUAUAUAACUCCGUGCGAAGCUUCGACAGUUUGGGCAACCAAGCGGAUCGCCUUAUUGCUCUUUUCCUCUCCGCCCCCCUUUGCCGUUUUUUUUUUCGCGUGUAAUCCUAAAAUGUUCUAGAAUAGUGUCAGGAGUAGAUUUUACUUUCACUUGCAAACUUAUCUGCACCGUGAACCUAAUGCGUAAGUGGAAGUUUGCGCACGAAAGGUGACAGUGUUUGACCCGUAUGCUUCGGGCAGGGAUUAAGGUAUGAAGUGUUUGUGAUUCGCCGCCGUAGACCUGAUUUCAGUGAUGUUACUGCUGAAGAGCGUCAAAAUAGAGUGAAGCAGAAACGCUUCGUAUACCUGGUGACGCCGAAAGGCACCAGAAAACUUUCCGCCACCGGUUUUCAGGGAGGAGUGGGACCUGCAAGCUCUACGCGCACAUGACGCGGCACAUGUUGGAAGAGGACAAUAAAUCCAGAAGUGCGGCCGUUGUCAGCGGCACUUAUAGGCGUAUCAAAGAUCUAUUUAUGACCUCUGCAAAUGCUAGUCAUGAUCGCAUACCAUUCCAAAAAACCUGAGAAAGUAUGGGAGGGUAUAUAUAUGAGAAGUUAACACAGAGAAAGGCUGAAUGACAACUAUAUCCUAAAGCCCAAAGUAAUCGUAUGGAAGAUCCAGGUGUUUUCAUGACUGAAAAUCACACAACCAACGUAUAAGUGGAGCUGCAUGUGUUAGGAAAUGCUUGUUCAUCACUCAAUUAAACCACAUGGAAUAACGAAAAUAAAGGUGAAAGUCGUGUUUUAUACACGGUGAAUGAAUGGUGAAAUAAAGUGCAGCGCUAAUUGCACAAUAAAACAAUUUCAAUGCGGAGAA
Molecule: messenger RNA, 3405 nt
Organism: Dermacentor silvarum
Lineage: Eukaryota; Metazoa; Arthropoda; Arachnida; Ixodida; Ixodidae
Product: solute carrier family 13 member 5
Exons: 13
Coding region: 401-2224 (607 amino acids)
Biological process (GO): citrate transport; monoatomic anion transmembrane transport
Cellular component (GO): membrane
Molecular function (GO): succinate transmembrane transporter activity; citrate transmembrane transporter activity
Source: RefSeq, a predicted model, not a curated record